CCCGCCACUGGCAAGGCCGUCACCGCCGUCGGAUCCGUGGACAACCGCCAGCUCGUCGGCUACAGUGCCGAGACGGUCGGCGCGUCGGGCGAACAGAAGCAGAUCGUUACCCUAACCGGCCAGCCCUGGACGUUUGGCAAAGGCGACCCAACGACUCUACCCGUUGUACCCGUCACUACGGACCCAUCCGUGAUGGACGACGCGUGCAAGGCAUUGCCUCUUACGACCGACUACACCGGCAAGGUCGUCGUCGUCGGCCGCGGUACGUGCACCUUUGUGACCAAGUUCCAGAACAUUGCCGACCGUGGUGGCGAGUAUGUGCUCGUGUACAAUACCCCGUACCCUGCCUCGAUCACGUAUGUCGCCGCCUCAAUCGACGGCCAGCAGGUCGCGUCACUCACGCGCGAUGAUGGGCUCUACCUCAAGGCGCAGUACGCGGCGGGCAACCCGAUCAAGCUCGACUUCUCGCACCAGCAUCCUGUCACGACGGCCGACACCAACACGGGCGGCACGAUGAGCUCCUUCUCCACCGUCACGCCAACGUGGGAGAAUGACAUCUACCCCGGCAUCAGCGCGCCUGGCGGCAACAUCCUCAGCACAUGGCCCAUCGCGCUCGGUGAGUACGCAAUCAUCUCUGGCACCUCGAUGGCCACGCCGUUUGUCGCGGGUAGCUCAGCCAUGUACAAGAGCAUCAAGGGCAAGAAGUCCGCCAGUGCGACGCAGCUCCGCACCAUCUUCAGUUCCACUGCCAACCCGGUCGAGCUGGUCAACUCGACCUUCCACGACACGGUCGUCAAGCAGGGCGGCGGCCUGAUCGACGUCAACCGCGCCGUCUUCCACACCACCACCGUCUCGCCCGGCAGCAUUGCGCUCAAUGACACACGCCACUUUAAGAAGGGGCCACAGCAGAUCACCAUCACCAACUCGGGCACCAAAAAGCAGACGUACGAGGUCUCUCACCUACCUGCCGCCACGCUCAACACGAUGGACCCGUCAACCGGCUUCUUUGAGCUCUUCCCCGUACCUGUCGUCAAGAACGCUGCCCACAUCGAAUUCAGCACGACCAAAUUCAGCCUCUCGCCCGGCUCGAGCAAGAUGUUCAGCGCGACGUUCAAGCCGCCGAAGGGCCUCAAUAAGAAUGACAUCCCCAUCUACAGCGGUUACAUUCAGAUCAAUUCCACCAGCAGCCCGGAAUACGGCACGGUCCAGGUGCCGUACAUGGGCGUCUAUGAAGACAUGUACACUGAGGCCGUCCUCGACACGAGCAGCGAGGAGAUUGGCGAGCCGCUGCCCGUGCUCGCCGAUGCAGAGGGUAACAUCAUCCACGAUGACGCGCACAUCUUCACCUUCACCAACGACUCAUCAGGCAAACUCGACGCCCCCGCGCUCUACUGGCGCAUGCGCCUCGGCUCCGCUCUUGAGAGCGUCGACCUCAUCUCUGCCGACACUAAAUUCAAGCCGACGGUGCCAAUCAACGACGGCUCCUCGUCCGCGCCGGCCACGCGCCGUCAGCUUCGCAGCGACGCGCUCACCAAGGUCAGCCGCAAGCACGCCGAUCUCCACACGCCCUCGGCCCACGAAUCCCAUUACGCGCGCACCGUUGCCGCGGCCAGCGACGGCAGUCGGAAGUACAGCACCAUCAAGACGGUCGGCAACAUCCUCAGGCAGGCAUGGGCCCCGCGCGACGCGGUCAGCGGCAUCUCCAGCGUCCAACUCGAGCCGACGGUUUCGACGGACAAUGCUACUUCGACGCUCACGAUCCCCGACGGAAAAUACAAGCUGCUGCUGCGCGUGCGAAAGCUGUUUGGUGACGCGGACAAGGAGGCCGACUACGAGUCAUAUCUCUCCCACACAUUCGAAAUCCAGACGACUCCUGCGAGUCAGAAUUAGAAUCGCUCGCCUCGUCUACUUUUAUUCACUUUCGAUUUCGCUCUCUACACAUCCUUGUUGGUAUAACUUGCAUCUUUCUUCACUGUUCACUCACACUACGCCUGCACUCACCGCCGGUCAUGCAAAAGGGAAUAAGCGUAAAAGCUUGGAAUCAACACAGACGUACAGUCUAUACACUGUCCCCGUUCUUUGGUCUUAUGUACGCUCAUCUCGCUCCCCACGUUGCAACGCAUACGCAUUGCCAGGAGACAUAUGCAGCAGCCCAC
Messenger RNA from Tilletiaria anomala UBC 951, 2156 nucleotides. RefSeq lists its product as uncharacterized. The record is from RefSeq and is a predicted model, not a curated record. The transcript has a single exon. Gene Ontology annotation, cellular component: cell wall; cytosol; membrane. Gene Ontology annotation, molecular function: serine-type endopeptidase activity; tripeptidyl-peptidase activity. Lineage: Eukaryota; Fungi; Basidiomycota; Exobasidiomycetes; Georgefischeriales; Tilletiariaceae. The coding region runs from base 193 to 1890 and encodes 565 amino acids. Gene Ontology annotation, biological process: proteolysis.